AUGUCUGGUAAAGAGAAAGAUCAGAAGAAUGUGAAAGGUGCAGCUGCGGGUGCUAAGAGUGGUGCGAAGGCGCCUGCCAAUGGUUCUAGGCCGAGCGGGCAGUUCUCCGCGUCUGAUCUGAACAGGAUUGUGCUGGAGUACUUGAACAAGAAAGGGUACCACCGUACCGAGGCGAUGCUGAGGGCUGAGAGUUCGCGGACCGCUACGCCGGUGAACAAGAACUCGCCUGCGAACACCAAGGACGGGAGCUUGCCUGAGCCUUCCACAGUGCCGCCUGCACAGGAUGCGAACGCUAAGCCCGUGAGCAAUCCUGUGGACUCUGCGAGUGCGAAGCGUGACGCAUCGGGUGAAGUGGUGCUGAAGGACAAGGUCAGGCAGGACAUGUCUCCCGAACACUACAUAAGGGCCUACACAAUGCUGAAGAACUGGGUGGACUCCUCCCUGGAUAUAUACCGCUCCGAGCUGAGCUAUAUCAUGUACCCGGUGUUCAUAUACCUAUUCCUGUACUUGGUCUCUAAGGACCCGAUAUACGCAAGGAGAUUCUUUGACAAAUUCUCCUCGGACUUUAGAGUCAAGCACGGCUCUGAGAUUAACAGGUUGUUCAGUGUAAACUCCGUCGAUCAUAUAAAGGAAAAUGAAGUCGCAAAGGCGUUCAACGGCAACCGGUAUAGAGUGACCAUCAGCCGCGCGGCCUUUUACUUAAUGCUAUACUUCCUCACAGACAAUGAAGGCGUAGGGGGCUCAUUGAUAAUAGGUAUAAUAAACGAUCACAUACAGCCUAACGUAAUGGACACAGUGAGGUCCAAGGACAGAAUCUCGGACGGUGUAGAGAUUGCAGCCGACACAGCUGGUACAGACGGUCUGGCUGAGAUAAAUAACGCACCUGUGACAUUGGGACCAUUCCCAAAGGAUGAGGAAUUCGUAAAGGAAAUAGAGACUGAGUUGAAGAUCAAAGAUGACCAAGAGAAGAAACAAAUAGAACAAUCGAAGAAAGGGGACGGCUCAAAGGAAGGCUCCGUAGCAUCAGAAGACGUCGCCAAAGAACCGACCGCAGACCUUGAUGAUACAAACGAUAGACCAACUCUACUCCAAGAAUAUAGAAAAAUGAACGGUGAUGAAUCUUCAGCAACUCCUCAGGAGGAAUCUGAUGCUGCAGCUGAUAAACAGGAUGGAAAAAGCGGAGACUCCACUAAGGUCAAGUCAGAAGAUAAGAAAACAGCUGUUGCUGUGGUAAAAACUGAGGAAGUAGCAGCCAUGAUGAGUUCUCCUUCGAAGGAUACUUUACCUUUACCUCCUAAGACGGCUCUUGAUAUCAAAAUUGAGAUUCAAAAGGUCAAGGAAUCUAGAGACGCUAUUAAACUGGACAAUCUACAAGCAGCACUACCCAGUGUUUGUAUGUACACAUUUCACAACACCAAUAGGGAUAUGACAUCUUUGGAAUUCAGUGAUGAUUGUAGGUUGGCUGCUGCUGGGUUCCAAGAUAGCUAUAUUAAAAUCUGGUCCUUAGAUGGGUCCUCAUUGAUAAAUCCGAAGUAUAGUUCCUCUCAAUUUGAUAGAUUUUCUCAGGAUAACACUUGUUCAACAUUAGUUGGCCAUAGUGGUACAGUUUACUCAACUAGUUUCAGCCCUGAUAACAUGUAUUUAGUUUCCGGUUCAGAGGAUAAGACGGUGAAAUUAUGGUCUAUGGAUACGCAUACUGCGUUAGUGAAUUAUAAAGGACAUAAUCACCCAGUUUGGGAUGUUAAAUUCUCACCUUUAGGCCAUUAUUUUGCAUCUGCCUCACACGAUCAAACGGCCAGACUAUGGGCCUGUGAUCAUAUCUAUCCAUUAAGAAUCUUUGCAGGGCAUACAAAUGAUGUUGAUACAGUUUCCUUCCAUCCAAACGGUUGCUACGUAUUUACAGGUUCCAGUGACAAGACAUGUAGAAUGUGGGAUGUAAGUACUGGUGAUUCCGUGAGAUUAUUCUUAGGCCACACUGCUCCUGUAUUAUCCACACAAGUAUCUCCAGAUGGUAGAUGGUUGGCUACUGGUAGUGAAGAUGGUGUGAUAUGUCUAUGGGAUAUCGGUACUGGUAAGAGAAUCAAGCAAAUGCGUGGACACGGUAAGAAUGCAGUUCAUUCGUUAUCCUUUAAUAAAGAGGGAAAUGUUUUGAUAAGUGGAGGUGCAGACCACUCAGUACGUGUUUGGGAUGUCAAACACGGUACCACUGAACAAGGGCCAGAACCAGAACAGCCAUUUAACGCACACGUAGGCGACAUAACAGCAUCAAUUAAUCAAGAUAUCAAAGAUUACGGAAGAAGAAGAACAAUAAUACCCACAAAUGACUUGGUUGCUUCUUUCUACACUAAGAGAAGUCCAGUAUUCAAAGUAAAGUUCACUAGAAGUAACUUGGCUUUAGCUGGUGGUGCAAUCAGAGAGUGA
Molecule: messenger RNA, 2421 nt
Organism: Nakaseomyces glabratus
Lineage: Eukaryota; Fungi; Ascomycota; Saccharomycetes; Saccharomycetales; Saccharomycetaceae
Gene: TAF5
Product: chromatin modification protein
Biological process (GO): transcription initiation at RNA polymerase II promoter
Cellular component (GO): transcription factor TFIID complex
Molecular function (GO): RNA polymerase II general transcription initiation factor activity; protein binding
Source: RefSeq, a predicted model, not a curated record